Messenger RNA from Cicer arietinum (chickpea), 1079 nucleotides. RefSeq names its product endochitinase PR4. NCBI's taxonomy places the organism in Eukaryota, Viridiplantae, Streptophyta, Magnoliopsida, Fabales, Fabaceae. Gene Ontology annotation, biological process: chitin catabolic process; carbohydrate metabolic process; cell wall macromolecule catabolic process. Gene Ontology annotation, molecular function: chitin binding; chitinase activity. The record is from RefSeq and is a predicted model, not a curated record.
UCAAACGUCAUCAUCCACAAAACUAAUUAGUUAUUUCUUCAUCACAUUCACAACACAACACCUUGCUACAGAUAUAAAUACACACUCCUCCAUCAGCUAAUUAUAUAGCUUACUAUUGUAACAACAACAACAGAAUGGGAAACAAGUUACUAAAAAUGUGUAUAGCAUUUUUUAUUAUGACGAUGGUUCCCAAAAAUGUGAUUGCUCAAAAUUGUGGGUGUGCUGAAGGCUUGUGUUGUAGCCAAUAUGGGUAUUGUGGUAACAGUGAUGCAUAUUGUGGUACAGGGUGUCAACAGGGUCCUUGUUUUGGGGGCCAAAAUCCACCUAAUUCUAAUACCAAUGAUGUUAAUGUGGCUGACAUUGUUACACCACAAUUCUUUGAUAGUAUAAUUGAUCAGGCUGAUUCUAGUUGUGCAGGAAAGAAUUUUUACUCAAGAGAUGCUUUUCUUGAUGCCCUCAAUUCUUACAAUCAAUUUGGUAGGGUUGGUUUGGUGGAGGACUCCAAACGUGAGAUUGCAGCCGCUUUUGCUCAUUUCACACAUGAGACUGGACAUUUUUGCUAUAUUGAAGAGAUUGAUGGUGCAUCAAAGGAUUAUUGUGAUGAAAGCAAUACAGAGUACCCUUGUGCCACAAACAAAGGUUACUAUGGUCGUGGACCAAUUCAAUUAUCAUGGAACUACAACUACGGAGCAGCAGGAAAAGACAAUGGUUUUGAUGGAUUGAAUUCUCCUGAAACAGUGGCCAAUGAUCCUGUAGUGUCCUUCAAGACAGCAUUAUGGUAUUGGAUGAAACAUGUGCACCCUGUCAUUAACCAAGGCUUUGGUGCAACCAUUAGAGCCAUUAAUGGUCAACUUGAAUGUGAUGGUGCAAACCCCAACACAGUUCAGGCUCGUGUUAGUUAUUACACUCAAUAUUGUAGUCAAUUGGGUGUUGCUCCUGGUGAUAAUCUUACUUGUUAAUUAAGUUAGCUAACCAUACAACACAUUUAUAUUAUAUAGUAUUUGAUUUUAUUUGAAUAUUAUAUGUGUAUAUUAUAGUAUAUGAAUAAAUGAUAUGUGACCGGUUGAGAUUCGAACAUA